Molecule: messenger RNA, 527 nt
Organism: Sitodiplosis mosellana (orange wheat blossom midge)
Lineage: Eukaryota; Metazoa; Arthropoda; Insecta; Diptera; Cecidomyiidae
Product: thioredoxin-2-like
Exons: 3
Coding region: 53-436 (127 amino acids)
Source: RefSeq, a predicted model, not a curated record
UCUAUAUAAAGUUGAAUUGGUGCCUCAAAUUUUUCAGUUUAAAGUGUUAAAAAUGAAAUUCGCAAUUUGCUUGAUUGUUUCAUGCCUGUAUGUUGGCUUAAUUAAUGCUGAAAAUAAGUGGAAAAUUAUUGAAACUGAGGCUCAUUUCGAUGAACAAGUGAAAAAUGCUGGAAAUGUUUUGAUUGUUGUGGAAUUUUUCGCCCAAUGGUGCGGACCAUGCAAAGUCAUCACACCAGCUUUAAACAAACUGGCUCAAAAAUAUGACAACGUUAUCAUGCUCAAAAUGAAUGUUGAUGAGAACAUAGAAUUGGCUGCAAGAUUCAAGGUUACUUCAAUGCCAACAUUUGUUUUCUUGAGAAAUAGUGAAACCCAAGAGUAUUUUGCUGGAGCCGACUUACGUCGCGUCGAAAAAACUAUCGUCAAAUUUAAUAACUAACAUUGUUUUGUGUAGCUAUGUUCUUGUACACUAAAUUUUCCAGUGAAAAUCAAUAAAAACAAAAAUAGUGAUGGAAAAAAUCAAAAUUUUA